Coccomyxa subellipsoidea C-169 is the source of this 681-nucleotide messenger RNA. RefSeq names its product Tim17-domain-containing protein. The annotation marks the transcript as partial. Lineage: Eukaryota; Viridiplantae; Chlorophyta; Trebouxiophyceae; Coccomyxaceae. Gene Ontology annotation, biological process: protein import into mitochondrial matrix. The record is from RefSeq and is a predicted model, not a curated record. Gene Ontology annotation, molecular function: transmembrane protein transporter activity. The transcript has 4 exons. Gene Ontology annotation, cellular component: mitochondrial inner membrane; TIM23 mitochondrial import inner membrane translocase complex.
GUGGAUCAUGGCAGGGAGCCCUGUCCAUACAGGAUCAUCGGGGACAUCGGCGGCGCGUUCGGAAUGGGGGCAGUGGGCGGAGGCAUCUGGCACCUGGUCAAGGGCAGCAAGAACUCCCCCAGCGGCCAGCGGAUGCGAGGAGGCCUCGAGGCGAUCAGGCGGGAGGCGCCGAGGAUAGGCGGGAGCUUUGCGGUGUGGGGCGGCCUGUUCUCCACCUUUGACUGCACGCUGGUGGCCCUGCGCCACAAGGAGGACCCCUGGAAUUCCAUCGCCGCCGGCGCUCUCACCGGCGGCUUCCUGCAGCUGCGCACAGGCACGCCCCCCUUACACCUGAACUUUGAGUCGGCGGCGUUUGGCGGGGUGCUGCUGGCGAUGAUUGAGGGAUUGGGCAUCCUGCUGACGCGCGCAACUGCGCCACCCCCGGCCCCUCCCAUGAUGGAGAUGGCCCCCGGAGGCGCCCCCCUGCCCCAGCCAGGUCAGCUUAUUCCCCCCUUGCCAACCCCAGAUGCAAAGGGUAUGUGUAGCACCGCAGAGCCCAAAAGCACACCUUCCAGCAGCGGCGGCGGUGGCGGAUUCUUUGGCGGCUGGUUCGGUGGCGGUGGCAAGGGGAAGGAGGAAGAGGCGCCCAGCAGCGGAGGAAGCUUCGAGGACAGCUUCACGCCGACUCCGCAGUUCCGCUAG